Molecule: messenger RNA, 1272 nt
Organism: Erythranthe guttata (spotted monkey flower)
Lineage: Eukaryota; Viridiplantae; Streptophyta; Magnoliopsida; Lamiales; Phrymaceae
Source: RefSeq, a predicted model, not a curated record
UCUCUCUCUCUCUCUCUCUCUCUAGAAAUCAUCAAUGGCGGCUAACUCGAGUUUGUCAUCUCCGAUGGACCCUCUCGCGAGAGAGAAAAACGCUAGGGGAAUUCAGUUGAUCGAAGAUAUGACCAGAAAUGCAGAUACUGUACAAAAGAAUUUCUUGUCUGAAAUCCUGACUCGAAAUUCCGACACCGAAUAUCUCAAGAAAUUCAACCUCAACGGAGCCACCGAUCAGGAAACAUUCAAAUCUAAAAUCCCGAUAAUCACUUAUGAUGAUAUCGAGCCGUUUGUCAGGCGAAUAGCCGACGGCGAUCGCUCUCCCAUUUUAUCUUCUCUCCCCAUCUCCGAAUUCAUUUUCAGUUCCGGAACUUCAUCGGGUGAACCGAAGCUCAUUCCAUCUGGCCGAGAAGAAUCGAAUCGUCGUCACCUUCUGUUCAGUCUUAUGACGUCUAUUAUCAACUUGCUCGUUGAUUUAGUGGACGUCGAAAUCGGCAAGGAAUACGAAGUGGUGAUCACAAAUUCCUCCGGAUUGUACCGGUACCGAAUGGGGGACGUUCUUAAAGUCACCGGUUUCCACCACAAGUCGCCGAAACUACAAUUCGUCAGGCGGAAGAACGUGCUCCUCAAUAUCGACUGGGAGAAGACGAACGAGGUCGAUCUUCAGGAGGCGGUAGGGCAUGCGGCCGAAUUGCUCCGAAAAUUCGGCACGAGCGUGGUGGAUUACACGAGCUAUGCCGACACGUCGACCAUACCGGGUCACUACGUGAUCUAUUGGGAGCUACAAGCAUCGUUAAAGGAGGACUUGUGUGAGAAGGUGAUUGAGCAAUGUUGCAUUGCAAUGGAGGAAUCGCUCAACCCGAUUUACCGGUUAUUAAGGGUCGACGGGUCGAUCGGACCGUUGGAGAUCCGAGUUGUGAAAAGUGGGACGUUUGAAGAACUAAUGAACUACGCAAUCUCGAAAGGUGGUUCGAUCGGUCAGUACAAGGUGCCCCGAUGCGUAAGCUUCAAGCCAAUAGUGGAUAUACUUGAUUCGCGAGUUCUCGCAACAAGCUUUAGUACAUCGUUGCCAAAAUCAACCCGGGAGUGAUAUGUCACGAUCCAGAGGGAAAGAGUACAAUUCAAGAAUGGCUGAAAUACCAAAGCCAAUGAAGAAUGCAUGUUGUUGUUUUUUUUUCUUUAAAAAUAAAAUUUGUAGUUCACUUUGUGAUAAAAUAAACAUGGCGUUGUAUGAGUUAUAAAAAUAAUGCAUAAUAAAAUUAUUAUAUCGAGUCCUUUCAU